CCCCCUUUCUCUCUCUCUCUCUCUCUCGAUCGAACUAAGGUUCCGUCCGUCUUCCCCAGAACAGAUAGAGUCAGAAAGUCCAAUACUUGAGAAACAAAAGAAACAAUAUAGAUCGAUCCAUGAUGGGUCUUCUAUGGACUCGGUUUUUUCUGCUUCUUUUUCUCCUCCCGCCUUCUUUGUCCGAUCCGAGUGACGAGCUCUGCCUCACCCACCUUAGCCAGUCCUUGGAGGACCCCAACAAGUCGCUCCAGAACUGGACCAAGUCAACCUUCGCCAACCCUUGCUCUGGAUUAUCCUCAUACCUCCAAGGCGCCACCUGCAACAAUGGCCGCAUCUACAAGCUCUCCCUUACCAACCUCUCUCUCCGCGGCUCCCUCUCCCCCUUCCUCUCCAACUGCACCAACCUCCAGACCCUCGACCUCUCCUCCAACUUCCUCUCCGGUCCCAUCCCCUCCGACCUCCAGUAUUUGGUCAAUCUCGCUGUCCUCAACCUCUCCUCCAAUCGCCUCACCGGCCAGAUCCCCCCUCAGCUCACAUUGUGCGCUUACCUCAACGUCAUCGACCUCCACGACAACUUGCUCUCCGGCCCCAUUCCCCAGCAGCUCGGCCUUCUCGUUCGCCUCUCCACCUUCGACGUUUCCGGAAACCGCCUCUCGGGUCCCAUACCCACCUCGCUUGGCAAUAGGAGCGGCAACUUGCCCAGAUUCAAUGCGAGCUCCUUCGAAGGGAACAAGGAUCUUUACGGGUACCCUUUGCCCGCUAUGAAGAACAAGGGGUUGUCAGUCAUGGCCAUUGUUGGGAUCGGACUGGGAAGUGGGUUAGCCAGCCUGGUGCUCAGUUUCACUGGGGUGUGUAUAUGGCUCAAAGUUACCGAGCGCAAGAUGGCUCUGGAGGAAGGUAAAAUUAGUCAACUUAUGCCUGAUUAUUGAUCAAAGCUUGCAAUUUCUGGAUAUAUUCGAAUACUAGGGAGCUGAAGAAAUUGAGAGUGUCAGGUAUGUUUUAAAUAUAUAUAUAUAUAUAUAUAUGAGGAU
Messenger RNA from Juglans regia (Persian walnut), 1031 nucleotides. RefSeq names its product receptor-like protein 44. The coding region runs from base 120 to 929 and encodes 269 amino acids. Gene Ontology annotation, molecular function: protein binding. The record is from RefSeq and is a predicted model, not a curated record. The transcript has a single exon. Lineage: Eukaryota; Viridiplantae; Streptophyta; Magnoliopsida; Fagales; Juglandaceae.